Molecule: messenger RNA, 8447 nt
Organism: Zootermopsis nevadensis
Lineage: Eukaryota; Metazoa; Arthropoda; Insecta; Blattodea; Termopsidae
Source: RefSeq, a predicted model, not a curated record
ACGAAUGCAGUUUUGUUCCGCGUUUCCUGUGUUGUGCUACUUGUGCCAACGUUUUUGGUUAUCGUUGCUAUGUAUGCUGCAUACAGUUUUCUAAUGUGUGUGAGUGAUAUGUGGUGGUUCAAAGAUGGAUAUAGUUCAGCAUUCUUGUUCCUGAAUAUGUUGGUUGGCCAUUAGUGCCGUUGGCGACGUCUGGCGUCUCGGUAUGCCAGUGGAGCAGGUCACUUCAGGGGCCCGCAGGUCGAGAGGGCUCUCCGAUAUUGCACCCCAGUAUGUAGCCAAGAGUGGACUUUGUACAGCGACAGAGAUGGAGUCUUCACGUGGUGGCAGUAUCCGCAUUCAGCGACUAACAGCUCCGGCCUCUUCAAGUUCCCCUGCAGAUGGCAGAUCACGUUUUCCAAAACUAGACGAGUGUGCUCACUUCCACUAUGAACAAGUUGAACUGGGACCAUUUCAGGUUUGUCUGUAUGACGAGGAACUCAAGCCGCUGGCAUGCGAGGACUCCGAAAACAAGUGGUGGCAUGUAGCCGUGACCUCACAAGGUAAAACUUGGGUGCUGAGGAGGUCAUACGAGAACUUUUGUAUGCUAGAUCAACAGCUGCAUCGCUGCAUAUAUGAUCGCAAGUUCUCGGGACUUCAGGAGCUUCCGCCGGAAGACAAUAUACCAGGAGACAAACAAGAGGAAAGUGUACGUUCGCUGCUGACUGAAUAUCUGAGUCGCUUCUCUCAGAUAGCUGGAAACUUAAUCAACUGUGGUCCAGUGCUGAACUGGCUGGAGUUGGACAAUCGAGGGCGCCGGCUCCUUGUUCCGGAUGGUGACAACUGUCCCAUAAAUACUCCUGCUGUCGCCGCGGCGUAUUCAGUGAAGCGAUACACGGCUCAGGCGGGAGAUGAGAUUUCGUUUGAAGUAGGUGACAUGAUUUCCGUGAUUGACAUGCCGCCCCCAGAAGAAUCUGUGUGGUGGCGUGGCAAACGAGGCUUCCAGGUCGGUUUCUUCCCUUGUGAAUGUGUGGCAGUUAUUGGAGACAAAGUGCCCCGCAAUCUGCAGCUUCCAGCCCACCUGGCCCAACAGCCUACACCCGAACAGCCUAGCAAACCUGUGUUGAGGAAGCACGGCAAGCUCAUCGCUUUCUUCCGCUCCUUCAUCCUGUCUCGUCCUUCGAGAAGGCGACUCAAGCAAUCGGGAAUACUGAAGGAGAGAGUUUUCGGCUGUGACCUUGGCGAACAUUUACUCAACUCCGGUCAUGAAAUUCCAAUGGUUUUGAAGUGCUGUGCUGAGUUCAUAGAAAGCCAUGGUAUUGUGGAUGGCAUCUAUCGGCUCUCCGGUGUUACAUCAAAUAUCCAGAAACUCAGAAAUGCAUUUGAUGAAGAUCGGGUACCUGCGCUGUACGAGGAUGAGGCCAUUCUUCAGGACAUCCACUCGGUUGCAUCGCUGCUCAAGAUGUAUUUCCGUGAGCUUCCAAACCCUCUGUGUACGUACCAGCUCUACCACACGUUUGUAAACGCUGUUCAGUCAAGUCAGGAAGAGGGCUACAGACUCCUUCGCAUGAGAGACGCUGUGCAGAAACUUCCACCACCCCAUUACAGAACUCUGGAAUAUUUGAUGCGGCACUUGGCCCGGGUAGCAGAACGUGGACACAUGACGGGCAUGACCCCUCGUAAUGUGGCCAUUGUGUGGGCUCCAAAUCUUCUGCGCUGUAAGGAGCUUGAAGUGGGUGGAGUGGCUGCCUUGCAGGGUGUUGGAGUUCAGGCUGUUGUCACAGAGUUUCUUGUCUGUUACACUGACCUCAUCUUCUGUGAUGGUCUUCCGCCAAUAAGCACCCUGCCUCAUCCUCAAGUGACUCCAAAGCGCAGCCGACCUAAAUCUCUUGCCAUCUCCACACCCACCAAAUUGUUGUCCCUUGAAGAAGCCCGCACACGAGCUUUAUUGUCAUCAGGCAAAGCAGAACAGGAGUACAUUGAAGUUGGUGGUGGACCGGCAAACCUUCCAGCCAAGUACCAUACAGUUAUCGAGCUUCCGGGUUCUGGCCGGAAACGCAGUGGAAGCUCAAGUAAAAGAUCUCCAUUGGGCUGGAAGUCUUUCUUUAGCAAAUCUGGACGUAAGAGCUCGGGACCACAGCAACUUAAAGCUUCAACACCAUCGGAGUUGGGUCUCAAUCAGGAGAAAGCCGUAACUGAAAAUGAGCUGGCUCAGGGACGGCGGAGACUGCGUCCUGUGAAGAGCGCCGAAUCCCUUGCAUCUGGAGCUAACUCGUGUCGAAACUCCGCUGCUUUGGACCUUGAGUCGCAACCCAGUACCGAGCAGAACUCGGACCCCGACACCUUGUCACCGGAGCCAGCUAGCAAUAAAUCGAGUGGACACAGUCGCUCUGUAUCACAUGACUCGUACUUUGAUCACCUGGCAGAAACACCAGUCCACGCCAGUUCUGUAGUGAGGCCAUCCAAAUUGCCAGAAGAGGAUGCUGAAGGCCACUUCUCCUCAUCUCUGGAUCUCAGUGAGAUUCAUCUGAACUUUGACUUGGAAGAAUCAGAGAUGCAAAUAUUUUCAGAGGAUGAAACACUGGUAUCUGCAUCAGCGGGAAGUGGCAGCGUCAUGUCGCAGGCAUCACCUCGCAUGGGUGCUGCAGUCAGGGUCCGACAACAGAUGGUGUACAGCAAGCGGGUAUCAGUGCCUCGUGCAAGGCCCGAGGACCCACUGAGUGGUUGCCCCAGUGCUGACCCAUCGCCAAAGAAACAAAAGACAUGUGGAGCUCCUAUCUCACCUCAGGGCUCCAGUCGUUCUAAGCGAUCGAGACUGGAGGAGCGACUAGCAUGUUCGACAGCAGAGCUGCGCUACAUUGACAGCCAGAGUCCUGAGAAUCAGCAGUUGUUGGUGCAAGCCGAAGUUCAUCCGCAUUAUCAGUAUGUAAAUGUUCCUGAUCUGAAGUCUCCCAGUGUGACCUCCCCAGCUGCAGCUGACAGUCCUCCAAACACCAUCACCACAGCCAGUGCUCAUACAAACAAUACGAGUCCAUCACUGGCAGAAGCGACGGUGUCCGAUAACGAAAGCUUCACGCUGCACAGCUCUGGAUUGCCGACUCCUGACACACCGCUGCUCCUGUACAAACCACUCCUGGAUGAAGAAACUUGUAGCAACAGCAGUACCACCAACACGCCAGAUUAUGAUCCAAAACUUACACCUAGUCCUGCCACACCUGGCAGCACGAAGUAUCAUCGGCUAGGUGCACCCAGUCUCUCCCCUUCGCCCACCCCAACCCCACGACUAACACCAAAUUUAGAUGGUGAGAACAGUUAUGAAAAUAUGCUUACACAGGCAGCAAAGUGUGGUGGGGUGAGGUAUGAGAAUGUGCUGGGAUCAGUUACGAAUGUGGACAUGUCAGACGUUAACGACCGUUCUAACGGAAUGGCAGUUCAUGAUUCUAAAUAUGUCAAUAUGAUUGGUCCUGUGCACACAGAAGAAAAUAAAUUAGUAGAAAAUACUAGUCCAUUAGUAGCUGAAUCUCAGGCUACGGUUAGGUAUGAAAAUGUCCCAUCCAGGAGGAAGGACCGUGAUGUUUAUGAAUCCAUAGCAGAUGAUGGUCAGAGGCUACCGCAUGAUGUUGCACCUGAACCUGCAAAUACCGCACGUUAUGAGGAAGACUGCAAUGGUUUGCAGUUGUCUCCAGAUUGCAAGAGGCAGCAGGUGUACCAAAAUGUGCCGAACAGCAGUUGUGAUGAGGAGCAUCUGUACGAGGAUGUUCAGUUGAAUCCUGUUACUUCCAUUUCUUCCGGAAAGAGUUUAGGGAAUGCAGAUGAAGUCAAAUUCAGAGAUGAUGGAGAAGUUUACCAGCAAGUGAGAUAUUUCAGGCGGUCAAUCCACGAAGUAAACCAACUUUUGGAAGAAUCAGGGUUUGAUGUGAUGGACCCAGUUGAUAAAACAUAUGAGUCAUUAAGAAGGACUUGUGACUUAGAAGUGGUUAAUGCAGAAGAGACGGGAGUAACUCAGGAGUUUGUGGAGAGUCAAGAUGUAAUCAGAGGUUGUGAGAUGCCACAAGAGUGUUCAGUGCCGUUUGUAGAGGCGUGUGGUGAGGGACUAUCAACAGGGUAUUGUGAGCAAAAAGAGCCUCGUCAUGUUGGGCAACAUUACAGUUGUGCGGAUGGCGUCAUGAAAUCUGACAGUGGUGCAGACUGUGUCCCUGAGAUUCAUAGUUGUGAUUCAGUGACAGGGAUUGGUUCACAGGGCACUGAGUGCAUCGCUGUUGAGAACGAUCAGGAGGCAAGCAAGUUUUGUGGUUCUGUGGUAGAAGGACGUGUGGUUGUGCGAAUAAAGACUCCUGAAAAUCGAACUACAACCGACAGGAAUGAGUCUGCAGAUAGUCCAGUGUGUGCUCCUACAGAAUCUCCACAGUUGUCUCCGGAGCAUCGGAGGUUGGGUAACUCGGAUCCAAACGCAAACAGGCGGAGAUUUGAAUCUGAAAUUGGCCGUGAUAUUCUUCGGGAGAGGCGGAUGAGGCAGGAACUUGAGGAAAUGCGUAUCGCAAACCAAGGGAGUGAUCGGGUCUCCCAGCAGUCAUUGAAACAGAACAUGAAGCGUAAUGUUAGAGAACUCCUUCUUGAUGACCAUUCCUUCUGUUCCACAAAAGUUCAUACGCAGUUCAGUUUCCCUAGCCAAGAAACCACAGAAAACUUGGGCAUGAAUUUCAGCUCCGUUACUUCACCAUUAAAUCAAAAGCUGGACUCUCAUUCCAUCACUGUUUCAGAUACUUCCUUGGAUACCAAACCCAAUCAAACCUUCAUCUCCGUGAGUCCAAAUAUGUCUCGAAAAGAGUCUGGUUUCACAUCAGUUACUCCUAAACUGUCACGUCGUUCAGAUCCCAGUUCACAUGGCAAUUCAUCCACAGCAUUACCACCGUGUGUUCGAGCAAGGCUUGCAAAGGCGGCGAGGAACAAGCUUGCUAAUUCAACUGCCUUGAGUGUGUCAUUAGAUGAAGGCCAAUUUCUUAGUUCCAGUAGUGAAGACCCUGGCCAGUUAGUGCGUGUACAAACUUCACCAGAUAUCAAUGAUACAGGGGAGCAUGGAGAUCUCUUGGGGAAGAAUGAUGGUGAGAAACAUAAGAGUGCUUCUGAAAUGGCUGGUGUUACAAUGGAGAAACCAAUUUCUAUUGCAGCCAUAGGCCUUGAUGAUCCGCAGAGAAGAGAACGGAUAGAACGCUACAAGGAGGAGAGGCGGUUGUUCCUUAGGGAGAAAUAUCGUUCGGAGAGUUUUCGUGGCGAACGAGAUGAGAUCUUACAGCGGUUAAAACAGAAGGCGGGAAAAACUGUGUCAAGUCCAACAGAUGAGUCUACAGACAUGUCCCAUUCCUCCAUUUCUGGAAGUGAUCGAGUGCGUAGCAAUAGUUUUCGGUGUACAGGAGAUGAAAGAGAGAGAGAAAUUAUGACGCAGUCUCAUCAAGGUACUGAACUGCUCUCUGGAACCCUGGAAAAAACCAAAGAAAGGAGGUUUGCAAGGAGAAGUGUAAGCCCGAAAGACACUGACUGUGAACUUUCAGGUAAACUUAGUUAUGAUAAUACAUCAAGCCUUGAACAGCUGGACAGGCAAUCAAAACUUGGUAGUGUGGAGGUUGAAAAUGUACAUCACCGUCGUUCAUCUACAAGCGAUAAACAAAGAUUCAAUGGUUCCUCUACAAUUCCUGAAAAGUCGCCUAUUACCUGUGUCACUGUGAGACAAAGACUUGGUUCAGAUCGCAUGAUAGUCUGCAUGGGACCAACUUCAAAUCCUGUUAUUAAUGAUGCAGACAGACCAAUUUGUAGGUCAGUAUGUCAAAACCAGUCGCAGGAUCACUGUAAACCGUACGUCAUGAGAGGUCCUAAAGAGAAUGCAAUGGAAACAAAGCGACAGUUCUCAAAUACUGAGACAGAACAAGAAGUUGAACAACAUGUCUCAUUAAGAACAGCAGCUGUCAGUGAAAGGUUAGCGUUGUCAGCUGAUAAGCAUGUGAUGCGAAAGAGAAGUACUGGCAAAUUUGAAGGCUCUCAGGAGAAUCCUGCUGUGGAGAUACGGUUGUCUUCAGGAGGGAAGUUUGGAGAUGCUGACAGGCGUCCUGCCUCCAUUCCGGCGCGUUCACCAGAGGAUAGGGUUAAUAAUGACGGUCGAAGGAGGAGAUCGUCGGCAGAUUGCCAUGGUCACCAGACUUCACCUUCGUUUUGUAUCAGAGAUAUGGCAGCAUUUUUUGAGAACCGCACAGAUUCCCCGAGUCAGGCUGCACCCCGACCUGCUCCUGCGGGGAAACAGUAUUUGUCCUCUGUCUAGAUGGUGUUGCCUACUGGAGACAAGAGGAGAUGUGCCUGUGAUAAACAUUUUUGUGUAUGAUGGAAACAUCAGGUUUGUAAUAUAUUUACAUGCUUUCAAGAUUCAUAGCCGUUGUUUGAGAGCCAUCAAAGACUUACAUGAGAUGUCUUUGAAAUGCCAGGGAAAUUGACUGUGACAAAUAGUUCAGUAUAUAUGAUGUCUUCUGCUUUACGUUGCAGUAUGCAACCUCUGUGGCCACAUAUGACUUGGUAAGAAUCAAGGGUGCUUUUAAAAUACAAAAAUUUUGCUUCGUGUGCUUGGCACAUUAUAUUAACAUUAUGUCGGAAAACGCAGAAGGAUGGCCGUGUUUGAGCAAGUGCUGUGAGUGGCGUCAGCUUGCCAUGUUAGCAGUGAGUACCCUCAUUAUAAUAUGAUGAUGCAUUGUGAGUUGCUUUGCUCACACGAAUUUCUAAAUGUUUGCUACGUGCUACCUGCAUUUGGUAUUACUGUGUGCUUUUCUAACUGAAACAUUAUACAUCAUGGUUUUUAUUUCUAAUUGGCUUGAAUGUUCUAAACUUACGGAGGAGCUACAUGUAGUUUCGAGUAUAUUGUUACAAACCCCAUUUCUGAUAUUCAUAUUUCUUAAAAGAGGUUUUCAUAAAGCUGACUUGCCAUACCCCUUUUCUUUCACAUCCGUAAUCUUUGUAUCUUGUUUUCAAAAUGACGUGGUGUUGUUUAUCAAGUGUCGUGGAGUGCCAACAUUUCUGUGAUGCACUUGUGAAGGUGGUGAUAAAAAUUGGACUUUUACGUGUUAAUUUGUUUUAAUCUAUUUUUCCACCAUAACCAUCGUACUCAGAGACAACUUGUUGCACAUCAGAAAGAUGAAUUUUCCUCGAUGGUGUUCCCCAUAUACUCGCUCGCCUUUCUUUUGAAGAGACUUGUAUGUAAUAUUUGCUGUACGUUGGAUUACCAUGACAGUGAUUUCUGAUGAAUUGAUUCAGUUUUCAUUUAUUCAUACUGCAGUAUAAUAACAUUUACAUCACAUUUUGACAAUGUCAUUUACAUAUUCGUAGGGACAAUAAUAAUUUAUAAUGAUAUUAUAAUGUAAUCACUGAUUUUCUGCUGAUGAAUGCAAUCUUACCACUUGUGAAUCUCCUAAAUCUUGAUUGUGGCUGCUAAUACAAACAUUCCACAUGAAGGAAACUUUCUUUUAAUUCUGUUCAGUUUUCUGUUGAAUUUUAUUUUCCAAGUACACUUUUAAUUUAAUGUUGAUGUACAUACAUAUUUUUAAGGUAUUAAAUAUGCUAAUGAAUUGGUAACAUCUUAAUUGGGUGGCUGUGUCCAUCCUGGCAGUAACAAAUGGGACAACAGUACUUCAGAAUUAACCUAAAACAUGAGGCCUAUACAGGAAAGCAUAUUCUUUAAAAAGUGUGAUGUGUUAAUUUUGAUAAUUGUAUGCAGUUUUUCAUACUUGAUACAUAGAUGUUUAAAUAAAAUUAUCAUGCAUUAAAUUAUACUUGCUUCAAACUCAAGAAAGAGAAGCUUUCAGCUUAUAAUUUUUAAAUAUAAUUCUUUUUGUUAAAAUUAAAUUCAGAAGUUUAGAAUUUUAUAUUGUAUUCCCCAGUCACUGUUCAUUAGGUUUAAGGUUUAUGUAACCCUUGGAGUACUGUCACUCUUGCAGCUGCACUAAUAUUAUGAUGCUCAAAUGUUUUCUUUGUUAGUGCAGUUACAUAAUAUUACUGCUUCAGUUGAACAGUUGCUGUUCUUGUGUGUCAGAAAUACCGGGCCUAAGUGAUAAACAAUUUGGCUUCCAGUUAUUGUCUUCAUUGCAGCGUUAUGCUUGUGUCCCAUUUGUUUUACCGCAGUAGUUGAACUGUAAUAAUAACUAAGUCAUUUUUUGGAAUUUUAUUUUAAAUCUUGUAUCCAUUUUGAUAACAACACACAUUGUACAUACAUGUUAAAAUGUUUACUUUUUUGUUUUAGCUUCUGUGCCUUUAUAACAAAGAUCUAAAAUAAAAUGUAUUUCAGACAUAAUGUAAGUUCCAGUGAAGAAUAAGAAUAUAUUACACAUGAAUCUUUCAGUAACUACCCAUGUACAACUUCGCAUAAUGUAGAAUCUUUUUCGAGUCUUUCAAGAAAUGUGCACUGUCGGAUCUGAAAAGAAGCAGAUGUCAGCUGAGAA